AUGCUCGCGGCUACGGCUCGUGGUACGACUCGGUGGAGCAGAGCCAUAUUGGUGAGCCGGUACAGGAUGAGUCUGCGCCGACACAAGCAUACAAAACCGGCUUCGGCGGCUAGGGGAGGUGGAGGGAGGAGGAGGAAGUUGUCGGUGGUGGGAUAUCGAGUCCGGGCGUUAGGUGGGUUGGUGCCGGGUUGUGAGAGAACGGCUUUACCGGAGCUUUUGGACGAGACAGCGGAUUACAUAGCGGCGUUGGAAAUGCAAGUCCGAGCCAUGACGGCUCUAACGAAGAUUCUGUCUGAGUUUCAGCCGUCCGUUAAAAUCGGCUCAGGAUUGUAG
This is a messenger RNA of Raphanus sativus (radish), 333 nucleotides long. RefSeq names its product transcription factor bHLH150-like. The transcript has a single exon. Lineage: Eukaryota; Viridiplantae; Streptophyta; Magnoliopsida; Brassicales; Brassicaceae. Bases 1 to 333 code for a protein of 110 amino acids. Gene Ontology annotation, molecular function: protein dimerization activity. Gene Ontology annotation, biological process: regulation of DNA-templated transcription. The record is from RefSeq and is a predicted model, not a curated record.